AUGACUGCAAAAAAGCAAGUAUCACCAUGGCAGUCGAUACUUGCAGGAGCCGCAGGAGGCGGAUGUGAGAGCAUGAUCACGUAUCCAACCGAAUAUCUCAAAACUCGCCAACAACUUUUCAAAGGCAGCGCCCAAAGGCCCUCUGCAAUCAAGCUUCUGACGUCGACCAUCACCGAGCAUGGCAUUCGAGUCUUAUACACUGGAAGCGGUGCCUAUUGCAUCUCAAAUGCAUCCAAAUCCGCUAUCCGCUUCUUCACUUUCGACAGCGCCCGCAAACUCAUGCCCGUGGACACAUCUGGGAAGACGACACCACUGGGCAAUAUGUGCGCAGGUCUGAUGGCCGGGGUAGCCGAAGCAGUGGCAGUCGUUACACCAGGCGAGACGAUCAAAACCAAAAUGAUUGAUGAUCGAGCAGGACCAAGAUUGUACAAGUCCACGGCCCAUGGUAUCGUUUCAAUCUUAAAGCAAGACGGGUUGGCGGGUAUAUACCGCGGAGUGAUUCCUGUGACUCUAAAGCAGUCUGCCAAUGCGAUGGUGAGGUUUACGAGCUACAAUAUGCUUUUGAAUCAGAUGGAGAAGGUGACAUCGCAAAAGUCGGUAAAUACUGUUGUUGCUGGCGCAAUGGCAGGCGUCGUGACUGUUUAUUCAACGAUGCCCUUUGAUUCCAUCAAGACAAGGCUACAAGCUGUUGAUGGACAUCAGCGGUAUAGAGGCUCGUUGGAUUGUGUGAGGUCUAUCAUUUCUCAGGAGGGUGCUACUGCCUUAUGGCGAGGUACAACCCCUCGACUGGUCCGGCUAAGUGUUUGUAACCCUUUGACCUAG
This is a messenger RNA of Penicillium brevicompactum, 822 nucleotides long. RefSeq lists its product as uncharacterized. The record is from RefSeq and is a predicted model, not a curated record. Lineage: Eukaryota; Fungi; Ascomycota; Eurotiomycetes; Eurotiales; Aspergillaceae. Gene Ontology annotation, biological process: mitochondrial citrate transmembrane transport. The coding region runs from base 1 to 822 and encodes 273 amino acids. The transcript has 2 exons.